UGUCGCACCUCCCCUCCCCUGAAGCGCAAACCAGGGCUGCUUCCUGACCCUACCGGAGCGCGAUGAGAUCCUAGUGCGACACCAAGCCCCUGGAAUUGAACCGGACGUUCAAAGGCAGGGCCCUGCCCCUAGGGGUUGCAGCCUCGGCCUCCUGCUCCUACUGCAGCCGUCUGUCUGUUGGGACAAUUCAACAGUCAGCCUUUAGACACUUCUUUGCAGAUCUUGAUGUGGAAGACAUGGAGGGCUCAGAACCAAGGAUUUCCAAGUGAUUUCUGCCAAAGCACAGAAACUAACUCAGUUAAGGCUGGCGUGUUCUAAAUGAGAUGACAGUCAUGUCCCUCUGCAGGGACCUCAAGGACGACUUUCACAGUGACACUGUGCUCUCCAUCUUAAAUGAGCAGCGCAUUCGGGGCAUCUUAUGUGAUGUCACCAUCAUCGUGGAAGACACCAAGUUUAAAGCCCACAGCAAUGUGCUGGCCGCCUCAAGCCUUUAUUUCAAAAACAUUUUUUGGAGUCAUGCGAUCUGCAUUUCCAGUCACGUCCUGGAGCUGGAUGAUCUGAAAGCCGAAGUAUUUACAGAAAUACUCAAUUAUAUCUAUAGCUCCACCGUUGUGGUCAAGAGACAGGAAACCGUCACUGAUCUUGCAGCUGCAGGGAAAAAGCUGGGAAUAUCAUUCUUAGAAGACCUUAGUGACCGCAACUUCUCAAAUUCCCCAGGUCCUUACGUAGUCUGCAUUACUGAAAAGGGCGUGGUUAAAGAAGAAAAAAAUGAGAAAAGGCACGAAGAACCAGCUGUCACUAAUGGGCCAAGGAUCACAAACGCAUUUUCCAUCAUUGAAACGGAAAAUAGUAAUAACAUGUUUUCUCCCCUGGACUUGAGAGCAAGCUUCAAAAAAGUGUCUGAUUCCAUGAGAACAGCCAGCCUUUGCCAGGAGAGGACCAGUGUCUGCCAUGAGGCAGAGCCUGUCCGCACGCUUGCCGAGCACUCAUAUGCCGUUUCUUCCAUCACUGAGGCUUAUAGGAGUCAGCCUCUGAGGGAACAUGAGAGCAGUUCAUCUGGUAAAACGGGAAAGGAAAAUGAAGCUCUUGCCACAAAAGCAAAGUCAUGCCGAAAGCCAAAGACCCAGACCCAGGAUUCUGACUCAACCACAGAAAAUAUGCCACUCCCUCUAGUAACCUGCCCAGAGGUGAAUCAAGAAAGAAGCCCACAGCCAGCUCCAAUUCUGUCACACUCAGAACCUCCCAGCAAUGAAGGAGAUGUCCAUUUUCCUAGGGAAGAUGAAAAACAACCCUCUGAUACUCCUGGUCCACCAGCAGCAGAGGUCCCACCCCUCAUUUAUAAUUGCAGCUGCUGUUCCAAAUCCUUUGACAGCAGCACACUGCUCAGUGCCCACAUGCAGCUCCACAAGCCAACCCAGGAGCCUUUUGUGUGUAAGUACUGCAACAAGCAGUUCACUACUCUGAACAGACUGGACCGGCACGAGCAGAUCUGCAUGAGGUCUAGCCACAUGCCCAUCCCAGGAGGAAACCAACCAUUCUUGGAAAACUACCCCACUAUUGGACAAGAUGGAAGUUCCUUCACAACCCCAGAAUCAUUAGUACCAGAAAAUAGAAUUGGCGAGCUGUCCGGCGCUGGGAGUGCCUUGUCAGACACGGACCACGUGCUGAAGUUUGUGAACGGGCAGAUGCUCUACAGCUGCAUUGUGUGCAAACGUAGUUAUGUGACUUUGUCCAGCCUCCGGAGGCAUGCAAAUGUCCACUCGUGGAGAAGAACGUACCCUUGCCAUUACUGCAACAAGGUGUUUGCGCUGGCUGAGUACAGGACGAGACAUGAGAUCUGGCACACGGGGGAGAGGCGGUACCAGUGCAUUUUCUGUCUUGAGACUUUUAUGACCUACUACAUACUAAAAAACCAUCAGAAGUCUUUUCAUGCCAUAGAUCACAGACUCUCCAUCAAUAAAAAAACAGCAAACGGAGGCUUGAAGCCUACUGUCUAUCCAUACAAACUUUAUAGGCUCUUGCCUAUGAGAUGUAAGAGGGCACCUUAUAAGAGCUACCGGAACUCUUCCUAUGUAAGUGCUCAAGGAAACAGUCAACGGGGUGAAUCUGUACCUGAUACAUUCAUCGUUCCAAAUCUGCAAAGCUCUGAAAUGCCCACACUGGACUUCCAAGAUGGCAGAAACACAUUGACCAGCAGCCCUGCCAUCCCAGUGGAAAUACCUUCACUGCAGGACACACCCACUUCUGCCAAAGUAAAAAAUGCAGAAGGUUUCAAAUGGAGGAAGCAGAAAACCAAUCUCGUCGAUAACUUCAAUUCAACUGAGGUGUCAGUUUCUUCCACUGGAAACACCGUUGGCACCACCCUACAGGAAGAGCCCGCAUGUGUUUCAUCUUUGGGCAAGAGCAGUGAGCACUCAGCCUCUGUGAUCAGCUACAGCGGCUCGGUGCCCUCAGUCAUUGUGCACAGCAGCCAGUUCUCGUCAGUGAUCAAGCACAGCAAUGCCAUCACUAGCCUGACCGACAACAACCACAAGUCCCCUUCACAACCGGUGGUCAGUCCGACCCUGAUCAAGGAUAGCAAGCCUGAGGCAGAGAAAGCCAGUAAACUUGCCAGCAGACCCAAAAGCAUUAAGGAGAAAAAGAAAGCUGUUCCAUGUAACAGGGGAGAAAUAACAGAGGAGGCAAAAUACGUUGCUGAUCAUGGAGGAUCUUCAGGCAAAACCACAAAUGUCGAAGAAACCAGUAAGAUCGAAACUUAUAUCGCAAAACCUGCUCUGCCCGGUACCUCCACAAAUAGCAAUGUUGCACCCCUUUGCCAAAUAACAGUGAAAAUUGGGAACGAAGCCAUUGUGAAAAGGCAUAUCCUUGGGUCUAAGCUGUUUUACAAAAGAGGGAGAAAACCCAAGUAUCAAAUGCAGGAGGAGACGUUACCUCGGGAGAGUGACCCAGAAACCCAUGGAGACAGCCCCCUUGGGCUGUGCCAGGCUGAGUGUGUAGAGAUGAGUGAAGCAUUUGAUGAAGUGAGUGACCAGGACACCACUGAUAAGCCGUGGCGCCCAUACUACAAUUACAAGCCCAAGAAGAAAUCCAAACAGUUGAGAAAAAUGAGGAAAGUCAAGUGGAGGAAGGAGCGUGGGAGCAGAAGCCCCAUCAGCCGGUGCAGGUACCCAGCUGAACUGGAUCGCGCAGAGGUGAAACUGCCCCCGGAUAAGGCCUUCGAAGAAGAGGAGAAUAAAGAGAUGCCCAAGCUGCAGUGUGAGCUCUGUGAUGGUGACAAAGCAGCAGGGGCGGGAGCCGAAGGCAAGCCCCACCAGCAUCUCACUUUGAAGCCUUACAUCUGCGAGCUCUGUGCAAAGCAGUUCCAGAGCUCCUCCACGCUCAAAAUGCACAUGAGAUGCCAUACUGGAGAGAAGCCGUACCAAUGCAAGACCUGUGGGCGGUGCUUCUCAAUGCAGGGGAACCUACAGAAGCACGAGCGCAUCCACCUGGGCGUGAAGGAGUUCAUCUGUCAAUAUUGUAACAAGGCAUUUACACUGAACGAGACGCUCAAGAUCCACGAAAGAAUCCACACAGGGGAGAAGCGCUACUACUGUCAGUUCUGUUUCCAGGGUUUCUUAUAUCUCUCCACAAAAAGGAACCACGAGCGGAGGCAUGUUCGGGAGCAUGAUGGGAAAGGCUUUGCUUGCUUCCAGUGCCCCAAAAUAUGCAAAACAGCUGCUGCCCUCAGAAUGCACCAAAAGAAACACUUAUUCAAGACCUUAACUAAGCAAGAGGAAACAGGUGACGUGUGCCAUGAAAACUCCGAUCUCUUGGAGAGGCAACUUUGCACUGAUUCGGAAGACAGCGACCAAAAGGAUGACAUAAAAACAUUUGCAGAAAAUGUUUUUUGAGUAACAACAACAGUUAGAAAAGUCUUCGAAAUUGUUUGUGAUUUUUUUUAAGUUUUUUAGUAUUUUUAAGCUUAGUUUUGUCCACAUAAUAGUCACAAAGGAUGAGGGGUGUUAAUUUUCAUUUGUGUAAACUCAAAAAAAGAAAAAAGGAUCCUAACAACUAUUUUGGGUUUUAUCAUUCACUUCACACAGAAUGCAUAAAACCAAAAUAGCUGAAUCCUCUAACAACCCGAGUAUUUUGUGAAGGCUAAUGAAGUUCUUAGCUGUGGGAUUUUGAACAGUGAAAACAGCAGCUGAAUUUUAGCCUAAUUUAAACCUUUCUCACAAGCACUAAUGAGGUCUGCUGAACUGUUGCUAGUCACUGGAGAGAGUAAGGGUCAGGAUCACAGUAAACGAGCUAUGACAGUAUUUAUUGCCAUUGAGUUUCUGCACUAUUAAUCUUUGGUAAACUAAUGAGUAUUUACAAAAUACUUAACAAUAUAAUUGAAAUACGUAAUAGAUAACCUAAAGUAGGACAUUCAGAUAUCAUCUAGAAAUACUUUUCUGCAACAUAAACCUUGUAAAAUACAUAUAUGAAUCACUAUAACUUUUAGCUGUCUAUAUGUCCCUUGUAGAGAAUCAUAAUGAGCAAUAGACCUCAGAGAAUGAGGACUGCUGUAGAAAUCAGUAAAGCAUUUGGAUCUGACUGACGAGCAUGCGUGUGCUUCCCAAUGGAAUGCUGUGCUGUUCUCUUGAAGUAUGGCUGAGCUGUUAUUAGAACUGGUCCACUCAAGUCACACAGAACAUAGGUCAUGCCUUAUCUACGGGGAAAGCCUUCCCAGACUUACCUGAAAUUAUCUAUGCUGUAUAAUCCUCUGCUGUGGCCUCACCUCAGAGAAUGAAGAAUGGUCAAAUUCUUCAGAACUCUCUGCAGUCUUCCAGUCAUCCCAGGGCCAUGGAUGUUGGGGGCUAUCCCACCCAGACUUAAGGGGUCAGAUAAUCCUGACCCCUCCCAUCCCACUGAAGCAGCAUGCAUGAGGCUGAGGGCAAGACACACCUCUUUGGUAAUCAAAUCUCAGGCACCUGGAAAUGGCAGAAAGCCUGAUUCCUCAAUUUUACACCUUCUUGGAGAUAAUGCAGCCCACAGGUACUUAGUAGUUAAAAGGACAGCAGACUCCCCUCCCCACUGAUGAGGAUAAGGGGACCUGAUGACCUUCUUUGCCUCUGACGGCAGCAUUGUUUUUGAGGGAUGGGGAGAUAGUAUGUGGAAGGAACAGGGCUCUGCCCCUUACAGACAGGACUCGGAGCAUCCACCAAGCCAGAUGCUCUGUCUUCAUGUUUGCAGACAUGAGAUCCCUGCUAAAGCCCCACUUACAUUUCUAAAUCAUUUUUUACAUUAAUGCAGACCGCCAACAUUGCCCUCAAAAGUCUAGUUGCCCAACAAGUAUUUUUUUUUUCAUCCUGGAAAGCUGGAACUCAUAAGAUUCUUACUGUUAAAACUGCCAGAAUAGGAAGGAGGGAGAGCACAGCCUGCCCUUCCAGCACCAGGAUGGGCAAAAUUCACAACAGUUCAAGCAGCCAUUCCUGUUCGUUGGAUUUAGUAAUGGAAAGCCAAGGCUGGACAAUUAUCAGAGGACUCCAGUUUCUCACACCAGAUGUUGUGUUAUCUCCACGAAGAAGGCUUAGUGUGGUUUGGGGUAAGCAAGAAAACAUUUAAACCUCCAGGAAAAAAAAGGACAUGAUUCAAGGUGACCUUUUAUACUGUAGCACUUUGCUGUUAGCCCCAGUAUGUAUCUGCAUUUAUCAUUUGUUCAUCUACUUUCACCUACAUACAGUAUUAUAUACUAGAGGAAGCGGGGGAACUGCAAGCAAGUUGAGCUUUGUUUUGUCUGUUGUAUAUAUGUACACCCACACCAUUUGAGUUUUGUUGAGAUAGUCACAAAGGGCUUAUGAAAAUCACUUUUGAAUUAAUAACUAGAUGACAAGCAAUCCUGUGAGCCACUAAUUUGUUUUAUAUUGGUUAUGACUAUAUGAGACAAUUAUGGAUUUAAGUUGUUUUGAUUUAACUACAAAUAAAAUUAUAUGUAUUGGUGUCUCCCGGCCCUUAUAUGUGUAUAUUUUUUAAGUGGACUUGUAUGCUGAUAAUUCUAGACCAAAGUAAAUAUGGCAGAAUAUUUAUACCUACAAAUAAUUUUGCAAAUAUUUUCUAUAAUUGUAUUAUUCGUUUAAAAUGUUGAUAGCUUGUGUUAGUUUCAGGGAGGGGGGGUGUAUAUUUUGAUAAAAUACUUGACUUUGUAAUUCUGUAUAUUCUAUUACAAUUUAUAGAAGAGCCAUUUUAAGACAACUGGUUCCUUUUGUUGUUGUUGAUUGUGUAAAUGUUAUGAGUGGUGUUUAAGUUUGCAUCAAGUACAUAACGACCAAGUAGAAUUGAAGUGUAAGCAGUGAACCUACUGUAUGCCGGACAAGAUAUAUUGUAACUUGCUGUUUUAGCAUCUGUAUUUUGGUUAGGAAAUAUGAUUAAAUGCAGAUGUUAAGGGUUGGAAAGGUCUAAUUUUAUUUUUAGAAAUAAUAAAUAUAAAUUUGUUUUGCUUGAUUAAAAUAGCUUAUUCAUAUUAA
Grammomys surdaster is the source of this 6485-nucleotide messenger RNA. RefSeq names its product zinc finger and BTB domain containing 38 (gene Zbtb38). Gene Ontology annotation, molecular function: protein binding. The transcript has 3 exons. Gene Ontology annotation, biological process: regulation of cytokine production; negative regulation of transcription by RNA polymerase II; regulation of immune system process. Bases 324 to 3890 code for a protein of 1188 amino acids. NCBI's taxonomy places the organism in Eukaryota, Metazoa, Chordata, Mammalia, Rodentia, Muridae. The record is from RefSeq and is a predicted model, not a curated record.